Molecule: messenger RNA, 690 nt
Organism: Scutellospora calospora
Lineage: Eukaryota; Fungi; Glomeromycota; Glomeromycetes; Diversisporales; Gigasporaceae
Source: the annotation of a GenBank genome assembly
AUGAGUGAAAAUGAUAAAAAAAUUAUUGACCAAGAAACUGUGCAUAUAAGACAACUUUUAAAAGAUCAAGAAGAUGAAAUUAAUAUUGAAAAGAAAAAAUAUGAUCAAUUACUUGAAAUGUUUUCUAAUGUCAAGAAGAAUGUAGCUGAUACUGUAAAAGAAUCUUUACCUGAAAUCUUAAAAGAAACACUUAAAGGUACUAAUAUUAGUGAUGAUAUAAAAAAAUUAGUAACUGAUAAAACAGAAGAAAUGAUUGAAAAAAUAAGUGAAAAAAUUAAGGGUGUAGGGGUCGAAGAAGAAAAAAAUUUUAUGAAAAAUAUUCAAAGAAAUAAACCUUUAACAGAUAAACCAAUUGAUGAUAAUGUUCAAGCAUUACAAGAUCCUAAUUUAGAUUAUGAAGAAAAAGAAGAUCUUUUAAGAAAUGAUAUAGAACUUGAACAAUGGAAAGAAAUAUAUGCAAAAUUACUUCAAAAACUAGGUAAUAUCAAAAAUGAUAUUGCUGAUGCUGUAAAAGAAUCUCUACCUGAAAUCUUAAAUGAAGCACUUAAAGAUAUUAAUAUUGGUGAUAAUAUUAAACAAGCAAUAACGAAUGAAACAGAAAAAGUUAUUAAUAAAAUUGAUGAAGAUCCAAAAUAUGAUGAUUUACAAAAACAAAUUGACGAUUUGAGAAAUACUCAAAGACCAGUUUAA